Molecule: messenger RNA, 2787 nt
Organism: Closterium sp. NIES-67
Lineage: Eukaryota; Viridiplantae; Streptophyta; Zygnematophyceae; Desmidiales; Closteriaceae
Source: the annotation of a GenBank genome assembly
CCCUGUCCUACUCCCUUGUUAGUUUAUAAGGACAGGCCGCAUAUCGCACAGCCUUCUCCCAUUUUUUCACUUUUCGAUCGGAGAGACGGACCUAGCGAAUCCUUCCGUUGUGAGACCCUUUCCGUGAGAGUCAGUCACGAUGAAGACCCUUCCAGUGAGAGUCAGUUGUCCCACAAUAUCUAGAUUAGCACGGCGGAACGUCACUCUGUCGCCGAAGUCCCGUUCCUCCCCCGUGUCCGGCUCGCACAUCUCGCUCUCUCGCUCCAUCCCCUCUGUACGGCUGCUAUCAUCUUCCGCGUCCCUCGCUCUUUCUCGUUCCAACUCCGCGCGUCCAUCCGCGUCACUAGCCGUCCCGUUCUCCGAAAACGCCGCUCUCCUCGAGCCUUCCUCGUCAUUCACCUUCUCACUCCCAACUCUCUCCACCCCUUCGCGCCGAUGGCUCAAGACUCGGGGCCCGUGCCCGCCGCACCGCCGCGUUUCCCGGCGGCGAAUUUUGACGAGAAGCUCCAUGGCGCCCGCCGCACCCGGCGGGUGCUGGCAGCCGCAGUCCCCGGCCACAACCACAGCCAGCACCGGCAGUCUCAGCGCCGAACCCGCCGCGAGCGCCGGCAGCAGCAGCAAUAAUAGCAGUCUGGUUGCUGGUGAGCCAGAGGCAGCGAGUUUAUCCCCGCGCACGAGUAACGCGGGCAGUGAAGCUUCAGGGUUUCUUCCCUCGAUGAUGUCCCGGUCCUCUGCUCCUCCGCUGGAGCCACAAACCCUCGCCGGGAAAUGGCUUCUCGGACUAUUAUCGUCUGUUCCCGCUAUGGUUCCGACUGCGGUUGACGCUGAAUUGCGACGGUUGCAGGAGGAGGCGACGGUUGGCGAAGGCGCUAGCGACAGCAGCGAUGUUUUCGCCAUUCUUGGGCGCGGAAACGGCGCGGCUGCAGGGCCGGUGGACUCUGUACUAGGAGACUCGAUACAAGGAGUUCGAUGGGCGGAUGAGGCGAACUUACUGCAAAGCCGCAUCUGGCGCCUCCAACGGCGCGACCAGCACGACGAGCUUCAGGAGCUCUUAUACGCGUUAGUGGCGCUCCGAUUCGUCUCGCAAGGUCACACGCCGCUUCUGCGCACUCUGCCUCUACUCCCCGCUCUCCCGCCUUCCCCUUGGCACCGGGAUAACACCACCACCUACAACCGCGAUAAUUUUAACAGCCGCGCAACUGCCGCUAAGUCCACCAUCCGCGAUAGCACCACCGCCGCGUCGCGAGUCGCCGUUAACCCGUCCGUUCCUUUCCUCGCCAACCAGCCAACCGCCGCCGCGACUCCCGCCGCUGCCACCGCCGCCGCUAGCUGCACGGGCCUGCGAAAGAUGCUGUCGCCCACCGUCCGUGCGAUGGUUUCGCGACACCUGGCGAUGGUCAUGGCGAGCCAGCUGGAGCAACCGCCACGUGGCGUCCCGACCAGCGGAAAUGACCGAGAAAAGAGUAGCGGCAAUAGCGGCAGCAGCGGCAAUAGCGGCAGCAGCGGCAACAGCGGCAACAUCGGCGGCGUAAGAGGCAGUAGCGCGGGCAAUAGCGGCGGCUUGAGCGGCUCUAGGAACGUCGGCGCAGUGGCAAGGCCGUACGGUCCGGGUGUAUUAAAGAGCUCGCGGUUGCGGCUCGGGCAGAUCUACGCGUCGUCGAUCACGUACGGCUAUUUUCUCCGACAGGUGGACUUGCGGCUCGAGCUCGAAACGUGCUGGCAGCUGAACCAGGCGAGUCUUCUGGAAGGGAUGUUGCUAUUGGCUGGUGGUGAACAGCAGAAGCAGUAUCAUCAACAGCUGCAGCAGCAGCAGCAGCAGAUGUCUCUUAAGCUAGCAGUCGAACGGACUAGUAGUAGACGACCAGCGGAAGGGGCUGUGGAACCUGCGGGUUCUGCGGCUGCAGUUUCUUCCGCCCCAGCCUCCUUCCCGGGCGAAACCCGGCGAGUGGUAACCAGCAGCGAGCUGCCGAACCAGGACGUCACGGUUACCGGCUCGGAGGGUAGGGGAAGCUCUGGGGCUGUCAGGUCUAGCGUAGGGGCGACCCAGAUUCAGCGCAAGUAUCUGGAGCGGUGCUGGCAGGGGAGGCGUGAUGGCGCGGGGGGCGCGGGGCGGGGGGCGCGGAAGGCGGAUAUUGGCGCGUACCUGCGGCGGCUGGAUCCCGGCUUGGUUCGGCAAAUGAGCAAGAUCCAUAGCAGGGAGUCUCUCAGGGUUAUUGAGAGGCACACAGAAGCGCUCUUUGGCCCGCCAGUGUGGGAGGAGCGACCAGACGGCUCCCUGGCAGUGCGUGACGAGGUGGUGUGGCUGACUGCGGGCGGUGUCGAGCGGCUGGUUCUGGAGGCAGUUGCGUUUGGGAGUGCGUUGCAGGAUGCGGAGGAAUAUGUGCACUCUAUUCAUGCCAUCCGGUGAACAGGGGGGAGACAGAGGAAAAAGGGGGUACUGGUGCAAGAUGGUGCCGCUCAGGAAUGGGACAACAUGCCAUGCGUUUCAAGGCUUCCAAUCCAAUGCUCCAUUGGAAAGGAUCCAAGGAGCUUUGUUAGUACGGCUCCCUUGCUCUGAGAGAGCCUGUGAUGCGGUGCGGUGCGGUGCUCUCAGUGAGCUCGGCCCAUUGUGUAGGGAGGGCUCCUAGUGCCAUCUAUUGACUGUAUAUAUCAUGCUCACUUGCCUUCAAUCUGUUGUGGCUAAAUGCAGAUGCCCCUGGGGCCUGGGGUGUGGAUUGUGCUUCUGGGCAUUGUUAAUAGCGGUGCUUAGUUGUAUGUCAAUAGUGGUGAUUAUUUACGGUAACUCCA